AUGAGAUUGCUAUUUAGUUUUCUAUGUGUGCUGCUUGCGGCAGGGCAGAUGGCAGUGUGCAUAUGCAUGUCAUACAAUGAGAUGCUGGCGUGCCUGAGCAGGCCUGUGGGCCGCGUGCGUGGGGAGGACGUGUAUGUGUGCCCGGGGUGGGUGGGGCACCCGGUGUGUGUAGCAAAGCUAGGAUGGCUGGGGUACGUGUACAACAUGCGGGCGUACUCGUGCGGGCUGGCCACGAGCUUCAGUCUAGUGCCGAGGAAAGAAAACGGAAAAGAGGUGCACACGUACACGCGAGAGCCGGAGAAGGACAGGGCGCGCCUUCCGGACAGCAUUGCGAGCGCGGCAGCGUUUGCAGGAGACGAAGGGUACAGCAUGCAGUUCCACCGGGCGCUGGUGCAUAUGUUCGAGCUGCAGAAAGACGGCGAGUCGACAUAUGACCGCCUGGCGGUUGAAACUGGGCGGCCGUGCUCUUUCACAGAGUUCCUCCGGGAGAGCUGCAGAACGCAAAAAGAGGCGCACUGCGUGCUGGCUGCGCUGGUCCUGCUGAGCGAGGGUGUGGACGUGUCGAUUGAGACUUCUGGGAACAGAGUGAUUCUAAAAAAAAGAAAAGACAGCAAUGACGUGCUGGUGGACGCAUAUAUAAGCGUACCAGCCAUGGACAGUGGAGAAAUCCAGCCAUCUGAGGCGUGGCAGGUGGUAAACUUCUUCAAGCGGUACAGAGGCACACACAUGCUGCCGAGCACAUACGAAGAGUUUGAGAAGGGCAACUUUCUGGAGAGCCCGCAGCUUCUGAUCCUGACAUACGUAGGCGAGUACGUAAGAAACGCCGAGGAGCUCAUGUCUGUGAUGGAGUGUGCGUUCAAGCUUGUGAAGGGUAUGGGGCUGGUUGAAAGCUUAGAAGACGCGAACAGCGUGGUCAGCCGGAUGUUUAUGUGUGCAGAGCAGCUUUCCAAAGCCGAGGCGUAUCUGUGCCCGUUUUUGGGCGCGCAGAAAAAGAUGGAGAAGGCGCGGGUCUUUGGAGAGCUUGUGCAUGUGCAGAAGCAUCUAAACGUAUUGAGAUAUAAAAGGGUUGCCAAUGAGUUCAAUUGGGGAGAUCCCAGCAUAAACAGCUUUCCUGAGUCUGAAAUCUGCCCAGAGUACAGCGGGCUCAAAGAGGCAGACAAUUCUGACGAUUCAGACAUGCUGCAGAGCACUAUAAGUGGCCCAGCUAAUCUUGAAUCGUGUGCAAAGUUCGAAGACCCGGCAGGUGCAUUGUGCUUGCUUCUUCUAUGCCUGGCGUACAACCCGAAGAAGAUGGAGUACAACCUUCAAGGCCUGCUGGAGCGCAUUAAGCAGGCAGAGGUGUCGGCGGAGGUUAGAGCGGCAAUUCUGGCGCUGCAGGCCUAUGCAGAAGAGCGCACAUUCUUCGGGACAUUCAACUCAUGCAAUUGGGCAGGGAGAUAUGGUGGUUGUGGGCCGGACAUAAUUGAGCGACUUAAACAAAUUUUGGAGGCAAAAGAAUGGAGCAUUCUAGGCUUGAUGCGCGAGUUUGCCACGAAAACCGGGCAGCCGCAGGCUGUGAUAGAUGGGUUUGUGCUGCCAUCGUGGAGUCUGUCGGAAGCGCGUGACAAUAUCUCAGACGCCGAGGCGCUAAAGCGCAUUAAUUCGGUUGUGCGCCCGCUGGCUGCGCACAAGCAGGUGAAGAUAAAGGGCGUGCACUAUCUAGACAAGUCGAACUGCAACCGCUAUGCGGUCAUAGUCAAGCAUCCGCAUGAGGACAAAAGGUGCAGGCAGGCCUUCAAGGUGGCUUUCAGUGACGGUUACAUUAUGAGCUAUGUGCAGCUGCCAGACCCUUUUCUUUCCAGCGACGUGCUGAAAGAAAUGCGCUGCCUGGCUGCGCUGUACAGACAGGAUGCGCUUUUUUCCAGCUUUGUGUUUGCGGAGUGCGUCGACCGAAUGGUGUUGAUGUGCAACCAGCGCUGGGGCCACAGUCUAGGUGUUGUAUGCUGA
Messenger RNA from Nematocida major, 1986 nucleotides. RefSeq lists its product as uncharacterized. NCBI's taxonomy places the organism in Eukaryota, Fungi, Microsporidia. Bases 1 to 1986 code for a protein of 661 amino acids. The record is from RefSeq and is a predicted model, not a curated record. The transcript has a single exon.